Messenger RNA from Neopelma chrysocephalum (saffron-crested tyrant-manakin), 788 nucleotides. Its product is annotated as bile acid receptor-like. The transcript has 4 exons. The coding region runs from base 258 to 788 and encodes 176 amino acids. The record is from RefSeq and is a predicted model, not a curated record. Gene Ontology annotation, molecular function: RNA polymerase II cis-regulatory region sequence-specific DNA binding; nuclear receptor activity. Lineage: Eukaryota; Metazoa; Chordata; Aves; Passeriformes; Pipridae. Gene Ontology annotation, biological process: cell differentiation; bile acid signaling pathway; positive regulation of transcription by RNA polymerase II.
UUUUCUUUUUAAUUGUCUAACACACAAACAAUCAAGAAAGAUCCCAACAGUCCUUGGUACAUGCAUCACUUAACUAAGGCUCCUCCUUUCCAGUAAAGGCAUUUAUUAUUAAAAAAAUCAUUUUAUCACCUCAUGUUAGGGGUUUAAAGGCAUCCCCAGCCUUCCUUGAUUCUGAUCAUGUCCCUUUCUCUGCAGGAUUUGAAAGUUUAGCCAGUGAGGACCAGAUUGCACUGCUGAAAGGGUCAACAGUUGAGGCAAUGUUCCUGCUGUCAGCCCAAAUAUACAACCAGAGAAUGAGCCAGUGCCAACCAUCAACAAGUGAGAGUCAUGCAAGACUUUCUGAUCAUGGGACAUGUUGUCACGUUCAAAGCCUUGAUAAAAACAACAUUUAUUCCAUGGAAAUGUCUCACAGUGAAGACAGUCCAACUUCCACUACUACCACAGGCUUAACGGAGGAGUUCAUCACUGCCCUGUUCUACUUCUACAGAAGCAUGGGGGAACUCAAAGUCACCGAGACCGAGUAUGCCCUGCUCGUAGCAACCACCGUGUUCUUUUCAGACCGCCCGCUCCUGAGGGACAAGCGCCACGUGGAGGAGCUGCAGGAGCCGCUGCUGUGGAUCCUGUACAAGCACUCGAAGCUGCAGCACCCGGGGGACCCGCAGCGCUUCGCGCGGCUCCUGGGGCGCCUCACGGAGCUGCGCUCGCUCCGCCACGCCCACGCGGGGGCGCUGCGCGCGCGGGACCCGCGCCUGGCCGCGCCCCUGCGCGACCUCUGGGACCUCCACUAG